Molecule: messenger RNA, 1697 nt
Organism: Molossus molossus (Pallas's mastiff bat)
Lineage: Eukaryota; Metazoa; Chordata; Mammalia; Chiroptera; Molossidae
Gene: CTTN
Product: cortactin
Exons: 17
Coding region: 151-1638 (495 amino acids)
Biological process (GO): regulation of actin filament polymerization
Cellular component (GO): cortical actin cytoskeleton; plasma membrane; site of polarized growth
Molecular function (GO): actin filament binding
Source: RefSeq, a predicted model, not a curated record
GGAGCCUGGGAGCGGCGGGCGUCGGGAGCGGGGGACCAGCCGGGCGGCGCGGACCCCACGGCGACGGAUCGUCGUCAGAUGCCGGGGGCCCCUCGGUGACCAUCGUCUUCGGAAGUCUGAGCAGCUCUCCGUCUCCCACCAGAAGGAAAGAUGUGGAAGGCCUCGGCGGGCCACACCGUGUCCAUUGCCCAGGACGACGGCGGUGCCGACGACUGGGAGACCGACCCCGACUUCGUGAACGACGUGAGCGAGAAGGAGCAGAGGUGGGGUGCGAAGACCGUGCAGGGGUCCGGGCACCAGGAGCACAUCGACAUACACAAGCUGAGGGAGCACGUGUGCCAGGAGCACCAGAGCCUCAGGCAGAAGGAGCUGGAGACGGGACCCAAGGCCUCGCAUGGCUACGGCGGGAAGUUUGGCGUGGAGCAGGACCGCAUGGACAAGUCAGCUGUUGGCCACGGCUACCAGUCCAGCCUCUCCAAGCACUGCUCGCAGGUGGACGCCGCCCGGGGCUUCGGGGGCAAGUUUGGUGUCCAGGUGGACAGAGUGGACCAGUCCGCCGUGGGCUUUGAGUACCAGGGCAAGACGGAGAAGCACGCUUCCCAGAAAGACUACUCGAGCGGCUUCGGUGGCAAGUACGGCGUGCAGGCCGACCGCGUGGACAAGAGCGCCGUGGGCUUCGACUACCAGGGCAAGACGGAGAAACAUGAGUCCCAGAAAGACUACUGCAGAGGCUUCGGGGGAAGGUACGGCAUCGAGAAGGACAAGGUGGACGAGAGCGCCGUGGGCUUCGACUACCAGGGCAAGACGGAGAAACACGAGUCCCAGACAGACUACGUGAAAGGCUUCGGGGGGAAGUUCGGCGUGCAGACGGACAGACAGGACAAGUGUGCGCUGGGCUGGGACCACCAGGAGAAGUCGCAGCUGCACGACUCCCAGAAAGACUACUCCAAAGGAUUCGGCGGGAAGUACGGGGUGCAGAAGGACCGCAUGGACAAGAAUGCCUCCCCCUUCGAGGACGUCACCAAGGUGCCCUCCACGUACCAGAAGACGGUCCCCGUGGAAGCAGCCACCAGCAAGACCAGCAACAUCAGAGCCAACUUCGAGAACCUGUCGAGGGAGCAGGAGGAGCAGGAGGACCGGCGGAGGGCGGACCGAGCGCAGAGGCUGGCCACCGAGCGGCGGGAGCAGGAGGAGGCCCGCCGGCAGCUGGAGGAGCAGGCCAGAGCCCAGAGGCCAAGCCCGCCCGCGUCCCCCACCCCACAGCCGGCCCAGGAGAGGCCGCCCUCCAGCCCCAUCUACGAGGACGCGGCUUCAUUCAAGAGCUGCAGAGCUGCCCCGAGCGAGCCUGAGCCUGUGUACAGCAGGGAGGCCACCGACUACCCCGAGGCCGUCUAUGAAGCGGCCGAGGCCCCCGGCCACUAUCCGGCAGAGGAGAGCACCUACGACGAGUAUGAGAACGACCUCGGGGUCACCGCCCUGGCUCUCUACGACUACCAGGCUGCGGGCGACGACGAGAUCUCCUUCGACCCCGACGACAUCAUCACCAACAUCGAGAUGAUCGACGACGGCUGGUGGCGUGGGCUGUGCAAGGGCCGGUACGGGCUCUUCCCGGCCAACUACGUGGAGCUGCGGCAGUAGGCGCGGCGUGGGCACGCCUCCCACGUGGGCACGCCUCCCGUGGGCACGCCCACCCUGGG